GCUCAAAGAGUCGCCGGCCAGAGACCGCCGGGCUGUGGCCGGUCGGCUGCGUCAUGAAGGUGGUGCGGGAGUCCAAGUUCCGGCACGUCUUCGGGGAGGCCAGCAAGGAGAACUUCCAGGACCUGCGGCUGUCCUCCAAGCCCCUGGAGUCCACCGGCAUCCGCGGCAACGCCAAGUUCGUGGCCUUCCCCUGGGAGUCUGGCGGCGGUGGGACGCUGGCGGUUCUUCCCAGUACCAAGUAUGGCCGUCUGCCCAGGGACUUGCCCUUGGUGACGGGCCAUACCGGAGGCAUCAUGGACUUUGAGUUCAACCCUUUCGAUGAUAACCUACUGGUGAGCGCCAGCGAGGACAUGACCAUCAAGAUGUGGCAGAUCCCGGAGGGCGGCCUCACCGCGCAUCUCAAAGAUCCCCUGCUCACCCUGGAGGGCCAUGGGAAGAAGGUGUCCUUCUGCACCUUCAACCCCUCUGCGGCCAACAUCUUGGCCACCACCUCCUUCGACAUGACCUGCAAGGUCUGGAACCUCGCGGAGCAGGAGGCAGCCUUUAGCAUUCCGCUGCCGGAGCAAGUGAUGCACGUGAAGUGGAACUACGUGGGCUCCUUACUGGCGAUCACCUGCAAGGACAAGAAGGUGCACAUCGUGGACCCGCGGCAGAACAAGGUGGCGGGCACCGCGAAGGUCUGCGAUGGCCCCAAGCCCUCGAAGGUGGAGUGGAUCUCUUCCCCCGGAUCCGCGGAGGACUGCCACUGCCUCAUCACCACCGGGUUCACCUCCCAAGCGGAGCGCCAGAUCUCCAUGUGGGACACUCGCAUGUUCCCCGUAGACGGCGACAAGACCCAAGGAUCUUUGCAGGUGCUGAAUGUUGACCAGGGUACAGGCGCGCUGUACCCUUUCUUUGACCCUGGGACCCAGAUGCUCUAUGUCGCUGGCAAGGGCGACAGCAACGUGAGGUACUUCGAGGUGGUGAACCACGAGCCCUACCUGCACUAUUUGGAGACCUUCAAGACCAACGUGCCGCAGAAGGGCUUCGACUUCCUCCCCAAGCGCUGCGUAAACGUGGGCUGCCACGAGAUCAUGAAGGGCUUGAAGCUGGAGACCUCCGCCAUCCAGCCCGUGUCCUUCCGCGUGCCCCGGAAAUCCGAGGCUUUCCAGGAGGACCUCUUCCCCGACUGCCUGGCUGGGGUGCCCACCAUGGGCCCGGACGAGUGGCUCAGCAACUCCCGACAGGCCCUGCCCAUCCUCACCUCCAUGAAGCCCGGGGCGCAGAAAGCGGCGGGGGGGGCGGGGCUGGGCGCCCCGGCCGUGGUCUCGGUGAAGGACCUCAAGAAGCAGCUGGCGGAGGCCCAAGAGAGGAUCAAGACCUUGGAGACAGAGAACGAGAUGCUCAAGCAGGAGAUGGCAAAAGCCAAGGCUUAGACGCCCGAACUCCUCCCGAAUCCACUGGAGCGGAGCUUGAGUGUCUUGAGGCGUUUUGUACUAGCCAAGUUCUUCCGCGGCCCCCCAAUUUUUGUCAUGUCUUGUUUGCUG
Effrenium voratum is the source of this 1526-nucleotide messenger RNA. The record is from the annotation of a GenBank genome assembly. NCBI's taxonomy places the organism in Eukaryota, Dinophyceae, Suessiales, Symbiodiniaceae.